Messenger RNA from Didymodactylos carnosus, 540 nucleotides. NCBI's taxonomy places the organism in Eukaryota, Metazoa, Rotifera, Eurotatoria, Philodinida, Philodinidae. The record is from the annotation of a GenBank genome assembly.
AUGUUGAAUUUUGAAACAGUUAACCAGCAAUACAUUGGCGGAGUAUGGCAAGAUGGGAAAAGUGAACGAGAGCUUAUUGAUUUGAAUCCGUAUACCAAUGAAGUAAUAACAAAGUUUAAAAUGGCUACCAAGGACGAUAUUCAUUUAGCAUAUGUAUCUGCCCAAAAAGCAAAAUCGGAUGAAUGGGACAACGUGAAUGCAUACCAGAAAUGUGAUAUUUUUACAUCGGCUUUGGAAUAUAUUCAAUCAUAUAAGAACGAAAUUAUUUCACUGCUAAUCCAAGAAAUAGGAAGUACCCGAUUGAAAGGUGCACUUGAAGUCGAUAUUGUUAUAAAAUGUUUACGAGAUGCUGUCACAUAUCCGCUCAAAAUGGAAGGAAAAAUUUUACCGUCAUCCAUUCAUCACAAGGAAAAUCGUGUUUAUCGAGUACCGGUGGGUGUCGUUGGUGUUAUUAGUCCGUCAAACUUUCCUUUUAUUCUGUCGAUGAAAUCAGUCGUCGCUGCAUUGGCAACGGGUAAUGGAGUAGUAACUUUUGAAUGA